GGGCAGAGCGCAUGUAGAGCAGCGAGGUGGGCUCCGGAGUUUUGGCUGCUGGGAUUCUGGGACUUUGCGUGCCUUCUGUUGAAGAGCAGAAACUGACGGUUGUUUAAACCCGUCCAUUCCAGAAACCUUCUUUUGGAUUUGUCCAAUUCGAAAAUAGACGAGCAGCUGUAUUCUUGGUAUUUGAAAGGGGGCUGUCCAAUGAGGCGGGGUUUGGGGAUUAGUGCCGAGUGAUUGCUAACUCUGUCGACCAAUAAGGAUUACUAUCUUUAGGGCCUCAGAAAAAUCUUCAUAACUCCGUCUCCGACUGGAUUAUAACUGUAAUAAUUCCUGAUCCUAUUUUUUAAUAAAAUCAUUUGAUUUUGAAACUGGAGGUCUCAAAAGCGAAGACUGGCAUUCCUCAAAAUCUCACUACGGACUACUCGCAGCCCGAUAAGGAACAAAAGUCCCCUUAUCAAAGAGGCGUCACCCCUGGGUAGGGCCAGCCGCGGUCCCUCCGGCCCCACGGUCUCUAUGAUAGACGUCCUCCCUGCCCAAUGGCUUCCUUCCCUGGAGGCGGGCCUCACAUAGCGGACCUAUAGGAGCCUGCGUCGGCUCAGCCAAUAGGCUCAGGGUAGGGGCGUGGCGGGAAGUUUGAAACUCAGCUUCGGGAGUUGAGGAUCAAUCUGCUUUGCACCCAAAGGUGGAUUGGGGCCUGGCAUCCCCUCUUCGCCCGGGGCGGGCUCUGCCCCAUCCUAUUUCUCCUGCUUGAGAUGGGCUCAGCCAAGAGCGUCCCAGUCACUCCAGCGCGGCCUCCGCCGCACAACAAGCUUCUGGCUCGAGUAGCGGACCCCCGUUCACCCAGCGCUGGCAUCCAACGCACUCCCAUCCAGGUAGAGAGCUCUCCACAGCCAAACCUGCCUUCAGGGGAGCAGCUGGAGGGUCCUAAGCAGGCCCAGGACACAGAUCCCCGCUCUCCUACCCUUGGCAUUGCACGGACACCCAUGAAGACCAGCAGCGGAGAGCUCCAAAGCCCACUGGUGAAACAGCUGAGUGAUGUAUUUGAGACAGAAGACCCCAAGUCAAAUCUUCCCCCAGAACCUAUUCUGCCCCUGGAGACACUGUCAUCUUCUGAACUGGACUUGCCUCUGGGCACCCGGUUUUCCCUUGAGGACCAGAUGCCACCUUGGAGCCACAGUGAGCUCCCUUCCAAGCAGAUGCUUUCCAAGGAGGAAACAGGACAGCCCUCAGAAACCCCUGUGGCCAGCCAGGGCUCUGACAAGCCCUUGAGAGACCCCGAGACGCCUAGAUCUUCAGGUUCUAAGUGCAGCAAACGGAAACCAAACGGCAAAGUGCUAGGAAGAUCUCCUCUCACCAUCCUGCAGGACGACAACUCCCCCGGGACUCGGACAGCACGACAGCUUGCACACUGCCUUUUGCAGGGCAAGCGGCCUUCUCCCCUGAGUGAAAAUGUUAGGGAACUAAAGGAAGGGGCCAUUCUGGGAACUGAACGACUUCUGAAAACUGGAGGACGAGUGUGGGAGCACGGCCAGGGCCAUGACAAGGAAAAUCGGCACUUUCCUCUGGUAGAGAACUAGGCCAGAUGUGGCCCCAGCGCCGGCCUCACCAGGGGCCCAGUGAUAUGCUGUGUCCGCUCACCCCUCCUUUCCCUGGGCGACUGGAAAGGCUCAUUUUCUUCAACUCCCCCUAAACUACCAACUCGGACUGAGAGCUUUCAUGACUUUCUUUUUGUUUUAUGUGUGUCUGUAUGUACAUUAAAGCAAGUGAUUUUAAACGA
Molecule: messenger RNA, 1774 nt
Organism: Phacochoerus africanus (Common warthog)
Lineage: Eukaryota; Metazoa; Chordata; Mammalia; Artiodactyla; Suidae
Gene: CDCA3
Product: cell division cycle associated 3
Exons: 6
Coding region: 750-1574 (274 amino acids)
Source: RefSeq, a predicted model, not a curated record